Hansenula anomala is the source of this 1911-nucleotide messenger RNA. RefSeq lists its product as uncharacterized. NCBI's taxonomy places the organism in Eukaryota, Fungi, Ascomycota, Saccharomycetes, Phaffomycetales, Wickerhamomycetaceae. The coding region runs from base 1 to 1911 and encodes 636 amino acids. The record is from RefSeq and is a predicted model, not a curated record. The transcript has a single exon.
AUGGUAUCUCGUGAAGCUGAAGAAGAAAUAGAGAGAAGAGAAAGAAUCACUGAAAAAUUUUACAAUGAUGAUCGGAAACUCUAUGAUAUUGAUUACAGGGAAUACCUUCGGGACUUUGGUAUUGAUGGUGAUUCACAUGAUUCAAUUAAAAAGUGUUGGAAAUCAAUUAUCUGGACCAAAUUUUAUCUAAAGAUGGAAAGACCUUAUGAAGACUGUGAAUCAGCUAUAAAGCGGAUCAAAAUGAUUGUCAAGUUCUUCUUCAUCUUUCCCCUUCUAGUGUUCACUGAUACAGGUAAUUUAUGUGAUGUUGAAACGAAAGAGAGUCUUGUCGAUCGGACAAAAACUCGUGCCACUAAAUUAAUUAUGAAAGACAACAUAGAAUAUGAAAUGGAAUAUAUUUUAAACAGUGACCAUGAUGAACUGAAGCAAGUUUUCGAUGAAUUAUAUCAGAAUCUCCUAUCAAGUCUCGAACACUCCAGUCAUGAUGCAUACAGAUCGCACAAAUGUGCUAGAAUACUAAUGAGCGAGAGUGACAUACAUACAAUAGGAUAUACGUACGAUUUUAAAACCUUUCACAGAAUGGGAGGCCGAUUUGGACCUUUAGGUUUGGCAACAGUGGAGGAUACUCAUUUGGAACCUAUAACUAGGAUUAUGAAACUUUUAUUCGGCCGCGGGAUCAUCCUUGACCGCUACACACGACUCAAAACAGAUAUUGAGACCACUGGACACUUAAGAUCAAUGAGUCUGGAGCCAGACUUUACAUUAAUUCAAAAGCUUCAUGAUAACCAAGAGCGCCCAUUGAUUCCUUUCGAAGUUGUGCCUUACAAUGCUGGCAAAGUUUUUGAAUGCUUGGGUAAGCUUGGAUUAUCUCGUCAUUUUGCUAAUAUAUGCUUUUGUAACAUGCUCGCUGCUAAAUCUGAAGUUGGUUAUCUACUUGAUGGAAAUAGCUUUGCAGAGAUUGGGUUCAAUUUUGUCAAGUAUCAAGAUAUGAAGUUGGAUAUAAAUAACCCAGACUCGAUUGCACCUAUGACUGUCCGUGUGUUUGAUAACAAAUCUGGGAACUUUACUGCAACUAUGAUGCUUUGUGCUAAAGUUUAUUCGACUUUGAAAAAACUGAAGACUGGUGAGUUCAAUGAAAUCCAAGAAGUAAUGGAGAGGUGUAAAUCAACUUUUUAUAAAAGUGGUAAAGAAGUUGCAGAAACACUUCAAAAUGCUGCGAAGGUUUACCACAUGGAUAAGAGCUAUUUUUUUGAAGAAGUCACAUACUGGGGCCAGUAUGAAGAAUUACAAGUUGGUUUUGAAUGCAAUUGUCAAGUUUUGGCACUAACAUUGAAGCAACUUGAAGAGUUAUUUUCGCAAAAUCUUCAAGAGGAGUUUAAUAUCAAAUCGAAGGAUCAUAGAUUGGUCCUUAAGAUUUACGAUCCGGUUAGAAAAAUCUUCACUGAAGAACCUUGGGAUCUCAGGAAGUACAAUGUUGCGAAAGGUAUUGAAGAUUACAAAGAAAAUGAAUUGAACGCUUAUCAAAGAAUUAGAGAAUUCAAUAUUUCACAAGCACGGGGGUCACCAAAGAUAAAUGCACCAACUAUUUACAAGACUGGAAAUAUCAAGUUGACAAUUAAAGAUAAUGAAGACUUCUUCUCAGGUGGUUAUAUAGUUAUGGAUCUUUUGGAAGGAGUUGUGACAACCACUGAACAUCUCAAGAAGGGAAGAAAACAAGCUGAGCUCUUCCAGAAAGCUGGUGUUGACAAGUUCUCUCUCAGAUUUUCUAGUGUUCGUGUGCACAAUGGUGAAGUUUACUUCAUUGGUUAUGGCUUUUCUGAAUUAACUUCUAGGGAUUCAGAGUAUAACACAUCGCUAUUGUCUAAUUGGGAGAUGUAUAUUGAGUCCAAAUUAUCGGGAACUUUAAAAUGA